ACCAUUCAGUCUAGCCAAGUGUUUAUGGCUAUUCUGAUCAUUUUCUAUGAUGGUAAGUCAAUCAUAUUACAGUUGGUACCAUUACAGGUUAUGAUACCUUACAUUUAAAACAGUGUUCUUUUUUAAGGGUAUGCAAAUAAUGCCUUUGGCAAAUGCAAAGCUGCCUUAUAUCAUCUCUCAAAGCCUUGCUAAUCAACAACACUGUUAUCAUGUGUUCAUGGGAAAGAACUUUGAUCCUCAGCAUUUGCUGUGCAAACAGCAGCAUCCUGGUCACAUAGUCUUGUAUAUCAUUUAAAUAGCCUAUCAGCCAUCUCCACCUCUUAAGUAAAUUAUAUUCACCAUUCUCACCGAUUAUGUUUGUAAUAGCCAGGGUAUGUUAGCUAUUUUCAUAAUCAAAUAGACAUCAUCCAUUAAAACAAGAUAAUCUGGCAUAAACACAUAGUCAUCACUCCAUUCCCAAUGUAAUUAACAUGUCUUGUUUUGUUUCAUUGGGUUGCACUUUCUCUGCACUGGAGAAAUGUCAUCUUUAUAUAUUACAAUAUGUAAGCUGACUUGCUAAAAUUUGUAGUUAUUGUCAAUAAAAUGUUAGUUCUUUGAGGAAACUAAAGGGUUAGAUUAACCUCUGAAGCCCUGGUGUAGUGUGUUUUCAUAGUGAUCACCUGCACCAGGUGGAAUGAUACUGGUCCCCGCCCUCUGAGAACACAGGAUGCAAAUGCUCUUGUUGUACGUAUCAGGUUUUUAGUCAUUCUGUGGGAGGAGAGACAGCUGACAGUGUGCUUCUGCUUGCAGAUACUAAACUACAACCUACAACACUGGCUGGAAUACACUAGAGAACAAGCUUCAAAUAAAAUCCAAUGUCCAGUGGACCACCAUAGAUUUCACUACAGAGAUGCCAAUUGCAGAAUUGCUUGGAGUGCACUUUGACAUGCAGCUCCUGGGCAAACUGACUCUAUCCGUGGCUACCAUGCUAUUUGUUUCCUUGGUUUUCAGAUUCUACAACUCCAGGGCACGAAACAGACGGCGAGGGAGUGAAAGAAGGGGUGUGCAGGCAACGCAAACAAGCAACAGCGCCUGCAAUACUGUGCAAGAACCACAGAGUAGAGCUGCAAAGGAUGAGUCUGACAGGGAAAAUCGUUUUCAACAAUCUUCAGAGAAACCCUUGCAAGAAAACCUUAAAAAUGACAAUUCUGCCUUGAAAAGGAUUCAGCUUGAAUCUAUGGACUUGGACAGUUGUGCAAAGGAGGAACCUGCAAGUAAAAGAAACGCAUUUGAAGAUACAACUGAGGUGAAGAGUGUCAAACCAAAGUUGACCUUACAACUUCCUGGUGUGACCGAAAAAGGUCCAGGAAGUCCAAGUGGUCGCCGAUCCCCAGUCCUAAUGAAGAAGCUGGAAGGUGGCACGGGUGUUGGCAGGCAGCUGAUACAAGACGUUGGUCACCAGGGCAUGUUCUCAAGUUUUCAGUCAAAGGCAGAAAUCAAAGUAGAGAAUGCUGAUCUUAUCUUGGAUGGGCCAGGGAAUUUUAGAACAGGUGUCCAUGGAAAGAUCUACGAGUACUACGUAGAGUCCUCUUCUCAUUUCAUCUCAGAUUUAAGCCCCACCCCGUCUGUCAGUCCAGUUUAUGGUCAAAAUGAAAACAGCACUUUGUUUAAAUCACAAUCAUUGGAUUUACCCAGUUUUAAGGACCGCUCUCGAUCGCCAAGUCCACAACCUUCUAGUUUCAUAAUGCGAGAUCUCGAAAUUGCACCACGAAUUGCCAACGAGUCUCUCUCGACAUUCAAACCAACUGUGAGGUACAGCAGGCAAGUAGUCAUCCGUCAGGACAGCUAUCUAACUGCUGCCAGUGACUCAGAGCUUCCAAUCCCAUUGCCUACACAGAGGGCUUUAACACCUCGCAGCUGUUCUCCAGCACAACCCAAUGACAUCCCUUCAAGCCCAUUACACUCUGAUAUAGCAAACCUGGAUGCGCCAGAGGAACCACAAGUUGAAACUGUUGCCGGAGCAAAAUUCUUACACUUUUCAGAGAACAUGGGAAAUGCAGAACUAGAGAGUCUAGCAGGGAAGCUCGAUUUAGGCAACUGCUUGGAGGCUUUAACACUUGCAAAAAAACAUGGUCACACUGCCCUUCAGCAAGCUGCUCUCCGUGUCAUGUCUGAUAAUUACCUUCAGGUCCUCAGAGACCCAGGCCUCUUUGGCAGGCUGAAAGCAGGGGAGCGUGAUCACAUCCAAACACAACGCAUGAGAGGAAGGAAGUGGUUAGUGGUUGCAGAUAUGGAUUGCCCGGAUUGGUGUAGACGUCCGUCACAGUCGACAGAUUUAAAGUCUGAAUCAGUUAAUUUGUCCAGCGAUAUUUAUUACUAUGAUGAUUAUAAGGACACGUGGCACCUUCAUACCCACAUUCCCCAGGAGGUGUUAUCUAAAGGCUGUGCCAUGUGCACCAUGGAUAAUUAUCUAUUUAUUGCUGUGGGUUUCCAAGGCCCAGACCGCGAAGCAACCCCUUCGAAGAAAGUGUACUGUUACAACCCAGUGACUUCCAUUUGGAGUGAAAUAAGCCCCAUGAAUGAGGCAAGGCCUCACUGCAAACUCGUGGCUCUGCAGGGCCAUCUGUAUGCCAUUGGAGGCGAAUGCCUAUCAACGGUUGAGCGCUACGACCCCAGGACAAACCGGUGGACCUUUGUGGCACCUCUUCCUAAUGAGACAUUCGCCGUAGCUCACAAGGCCACAGCUUGCAACGGUGAACUGUUUGUUGCAGGGGGCACGUUGAGAUACACCCUCUUGCGCUAUAAUCCCAAGACCAACACGUGGCGAGAGAGCAUGAUCAUGGGCAGUAAGGACAAGACCACAGAAAUGGUGGCGGUCAGGAACUUCUUGUACCGCUUUGAUGUCAGUCCCCUGGGUAUCAGCGUGUAUCGCUUUCACGCAGUGGCCCGACUGUGGUACGAAUGCUCUUCAAUACGCCUCCCACAUUGCACAGCCUUUCAGUGUGUGACUAUGGACAAUAUUAUCUACUGCGUGAGCCGUCAAUUUACCUUGAGGUUCCUUGCAGAUGAGGUAUCUCCAAGCUUUGUUGCACAGGAUUUGAAAGUGCUAUCUCCAGCUAAAGGUAUUUUGUUUCCAUUUGUCCUUGUGCUACCUGACAGGACCACUCAACAAACUUGUGUUUAAAAAAAGGUCAGAUCUUUCAAGUGGGAGGCUGUCUGGAAAGAAUAAACACUCAGGACCAUAUUAUGAACAUGUUAAAGGAAUGCACCUUUUUUAAUUAGUGGCAAUUGAGAUAAAAUAUCAAGGCUAUUACAUGCAAUUAUUGUACAGCUAGAUCACAAUUACCCAGCACUUAAUGAUAAAUAAAUCUGCUGACGCAGUGGAGGCUAUUUGUUUGUGUGGGCCUUCAAACCACUCUGAUGUCUAAAUCAACCUUUAAUUCCUGGAAAUGUCUUGUGCAAGUGCUUAAAAUGUUUCAGUAAAUAUACCGCUUUUGAAACACUGUGUGGAUAAUGUUAACCAAUCAAUACUGUGUGUAGAAUAAAGCCCCACUGCAAUUGCGGAGCUGGCAUCAUAAACAACAUCAAUGGCUGCCAUUAGUACAAUUUAUGUAAGCUCUCUAAUUAUAUUCAUAGCUUUUUUUUUCUUUCCUUUCUGCAUAUUUGCCGUUGUUUCUCUGCAUAUCACAUGAUUAAUCUUACAUGAUACCGUCAUGUUGUUAUAUAAAAUGUAAAUCUAUGUUGUAUCAUAUUUUGUUAUGUAUUUUUUUCCAUGACAUUUCUACAAAAUUUGUCAUUUGUCAGGGGAUUUCUUACAGGUCAGUGGCUUUACUCGUGAAGAAUCUUUUAAUUUCUUAAAGCAUUUUAUGUCAACACUUUAUGGUUCUUUGCAAAGACAGUUUAACAUCACAAGCACUUUGGGGAGCCCAGAAGAAACGCUUAUCUUUGUGUAUUACAUUAAACAAUAUAGAGAGAACUAAUGACUUAAUGGGUAAGGAAGGAAGAAUCUAAUGCUUUGCCUCUUCAUGCACUUUUCUGUUUCUAUCUUCUGAAGAACAGGGAAUAAAAUUCUCUCAUCUAUUAUAAGUGAGUCUUGGUUCUUGUGUUAGACUUCAAUAUAUAAUGAGUUCUGACAAAAUGUGUGGUUGCAGCAAGAGGCGUUUGUGUGACCAGGAUCUUAAUUAAAUUUAAAUGCAAUUAUGCUGUCAAAAGCAAAGCAAUCACAUAAUCAAUUUAUGUUAAUGAAAGUAUACAAUACAAUCACCGUGACAAUCGCGUAUGCAUAUGUGAUCAAAGUAAGAAGGCAUGCAGAGGAGUGUGUGCUGUGAAGCAAUUCCCUGUGACGUCUCAUUGCUCUCUGUGUGUGUAACUCUAGCACCAUCAUGUGGGGGAGAUCUCAAGGUCUGAUGGAAUCUCAACAGAACUAAUUCAGUGACACAUAUGCAAAAAGACACAUAGUUGGAACGUUCCACAGGCUAGCAGAAGAACACCGUGAGAUAAAACCUACACAGUAGGAGAAGUGUGAACAGAUGGUUGGAUGUAAAAUAUAGUGUCCGAUUCCUUGUAAUUAAACACUUUGAUUCAACAUAAUUAAACACUUAAUGGGAUGGGAGUUAGGAAAGUCCCCUUAGAGUAUGUCGAUGAAUGACUCGGCUGUCUGAACUAGCGCUGUGGUCCAAGUUAACUGUUGAUUCAAUGCUAUUUUAGUGCAAUAACGAAGCAUGUCAUUUCCUGAGAAAGAGCUUUGCAGGUUAUUUUUUGGUUAACACAGCUGGGUUCUCUUUCACUCACUGUGUGCAUGAAAAACCUGUAAAGCUCUUAAAUACUGAUGACCAUUAUUAUUUCAGAGGGAUUCAAACAUUUGAUUCUCCAACU
Molecule: messenger RNA, 4854 nt
Organism: Onychostoma macrolepis
Lineage: Eukaryota; Metazoa; Chordata; Actinopteri; Cypriniformes; Cyprinidae
Gene: klhdc7a
Product: kelch domain containing 7A
Exons: 1
Coding region: 890-3163 (757 amino acids)
Molecular function (GO): protein binding
Source: RefSeq, a predicted model, not a curated record